UCGAAACGCUACGUUCAACCAUUCACGGAUGCAUGUGGGUGCUAUGGAAACAGAAAACGAUGGUUCGAAUCAAACCUUUCUAACAGGUGAACAUGCUGAAACACUGAAUGACGUCACUUCGCUCCUCUCGCAGCCCAGGGAGGAGCGCUUGGCAAAUCUCGAGAGAUUUACGCGCUGCAUCACCUGCAAGUUCCGCCGGAGGCCCUCGCAGGAGGAGGAGGAUUUGAGGAAGUUGAUGCCAGAUAGUCUGGGCCGUGAUCCUGAUGUUUGGGAGUACACCUCUUGUGCCAUUUGCCUUUGCGACUUUGCCGAUGGCGAGGAACUGCGCCGAGCGUCUUGCCCGGGAGGUCACGCCUUUCAUCCCAAGUGCUUGCGUGCUUGGAUCGAGCGUUCCCAUGAGACCUGCCCGGUUUGCCGCUGCAAGGAAGGUGAUCGUUCCAAGAGUGGCGCUGGUGCUCGCUUCAGCGCUGAUGCGCUGGCCGAGUACGUGACGCGCCGCAUGCGCAGUAGCAAGGUGGACUUCACAGUUUCGCAGGAGAACCAGCAGCUAGCAGACCAGGUCAUGGCCAGAAUUUUCCUGCCCAUGGUGUGUCUGAAGCCGGCGGUGGAGGAAGAGGACGAUCUCCCGGCUCCGCCGAAGAAUCUUGAGCAGGAACCAACUUUGGCUGAGAUCUUUACAGCGCGCAGACUGGCGCGACAGGCCGAGCGCUCUCCGGGCUCUCCCAGGUCCCCCAGGGUACCUACCGGACGGCGGCCGCGCAAAAAGUGACGGUGUUGUUGCUGGGACUGUGGGGUGGAACUCUGAAGGUCUUGUUGAUUUGAGCACCC
Cladocopium goreaui is the source of this 828-nucleotide messenger RNA. The record is from the annotation of a GenBank genome assembly. Lineage: Eukaryota; Dinophyceae; Suessiales; Symbiodiniaceae.